Molecule: messenger RNA, 1118 nt
Organism: Williopsis jadinii
Lineage: Eukaryota; Fungi; Ascomycota; Saccharomycetes; Phaffomycetales; Wickerhamomycetaceae
Product: c-type cytochrome
Exons: 1
Coding region: 372-704 (110 amino acids)
Biological process (GO): mitochondrial electron transport, ubiquinol to cytochrome c; mitochondrial electron transport, cytochrome c to oxygen
Cellular component (GO): mitochondrial intermembrane space
Molecular function (GO): heme binding; electron transfer activity
Source: RefSeq, a predicted model, not a curated record
GUAAAGUAGGGUGGAAAUGAAAAUGAAUCCUGUAAAGAAUCCAUAUUCGUCUUUUAAAUAUCUGCAAACACGUCUCCAUUCACCACAGGUUACAGCACAGUAGCGACGAAGAAAAACUAUCUCAAGGUACCGGAAUGGCGCUUGACGUGCCCCCAUGCGUUUCUGCCCGGGCCAAUCAAAGCGCUGGAAUUCAUAAUCCAAGGGAGAACAGCCAUGUAAGUUUUUUUUCCCUCCCCGUCGAUGGAUUUGGAGGCUUUCUUGGGUUCCGUAUAAAAGAGCAAGUGUGUCUCCCGUUUCAAAACAUUUUACCAAGCAGACACCAUCGACAAACAAGUGUUUUUUUGUUGUUUUAUUAAUUUAUUUGUACCACAAUGCCAGCUCCAUACAAGAAGGGUUCCGAGAAGAAGGGUGCUACUCUUUUCAAGACCAGAUGUCUCCAAUGUCACACCGUUGAGGCUGGUGGUGCCCACAAGGUUGGUCCAAACUUGCACGGUGUCUUUGGCCGUGCUUCUGGUCAAGCUGCUGGUUACUCUUACACUGAUGCCAACAUCAAGAAGGCCGUUGUGUGGACCGAGCAAACCAUGUCUGACUACUUGGAGAACCCAAAGAAGUACAUUCCAGGUACCAAGAUGGCCUUUGGUGGUUUGAAGAAGGAGAAGGACAGAAACGAUUUGGUUACUUACUUGGCUAGCGCUUGUAAGUAGAUUUGAGUCCUUUUGGAACCCCGAAAAGAUGAAAAUUUAAAGAAAACCAUACUAUACACAUACAUUCUUCAACUUUAACGACGUGUUACGCAAUAUAAUGUUCUAUUGAGAGAAGGAAAUCGUGAUGUGAUUUCUUCUACUUUUGUUUUUCCAUUUUUCUGUUCCGUUGUGCUUCUUUCUUUUCUUUGAUUGUUUUGUCUCAGUUCUCUAUGUGAUGUGCUUGGGUCACAGGAUGCCCGUGUUUGAUAGAUGGCAUUCUGUUGUAUCGUUGUCACAUUUACAGCUCAGUUUUGUAUAUAUUUUGUUUGAACUUGAAUCACCUUGUAAAGAAAAGAGAGAGAGGAGUAAGGAAUGGGGGAAAAGAUUAUGGGAUAAAUGACAUGUUUAUUAUCGACUUUCUAUCUAUUCAAGACA